AUGCCAGUUAGUGGCAUCGGCCAAGCCGUUGUGAAAGUGCGAUAUUCAGUGUCAGUGCAAUUAUCAUCUCGUUUCGGAUCACUUGAGCACAGUUUGGACUGCCUGGUGCUGCCAAAUCUAACCGUCAAUCUGCCAACUAGGACGGCAGACAUCAGUGCAUGGAAUGUCCCCAAACACUUGCCAUUGGCGGACCCACAAUUCAACGUUUGCAAUGGCAUUGACAUCAUCGUUGGGGCUGAGCUGUUCUCCAUGAUCCUCCUGGAAUACAUCAUCGCCGGAAAAGUACCGACCAGUUCACCUACAUCUGUUACGUGUCUAGUUUCUACUGUCGAAAGUCUAGACGCUCAAGUUAAGAAAUUCUGGGAAGUGGAGAACUUCGAUCAAGGUAAGGUUUACACUGCCUUGGAACAGCAGUGUGAAACCCAUUUUGCAAGGACGCAUAGCCGGAAUGCUAAGGGACGCUAUGUAGUGCGGCUUCCUGUUCGCCAAGAAAUGUUUCCUCUAAUUGGCGAAACGUGGUCCACGGCCGCUCGAAGACUCUACGCUGUGGAAAAACGCUUCCGUGCCGACGAUUCUCUUCGCUCCAGUUACGUGCAGUUCAUGGAAGAAUAUCAGCAGCUCAAUCACAUGGAGGAGGUGCAGACUCGCGUCGCGUUGCCCCAGUUUUUCUUGCCCCACCACGCAAUCUCUCGUCCCGAUUCAUCAACCAUAAAAACAAGAGUCGUGUUCGAUGGAUCACACUAA
Messenger RNA from Topomyia yanbarensis, 744 nucleotides. RefSeq lists its product as uncharacterized. Lineage: Eukaryota; Metazoa; Arthropoda; Insecta; Diptera; Culicidae. The record is from RefSeq and is a predicted model, not a curated record. The transcript has 2 exons. The coding region runs from base 1 to 744 and encodes 247 amino acids.